This is a messenger RNA of Impatiens glandulifera, 582 nucleotides long. Its product is annotated as protein GLUTAMINE DUMPER 5-like. Bases 59 to 532 code for a protein of 157 amino acids. The record is from RefSeq and is a predicted model, not a curated record. Gene Ontology annotation, biological process: regulation of amino acid export. The transcript has a single exon. NCBI's taxonomy places the organism in Eukaryota, Viridiplantae, Streptophyta, Magnoliopsida, Ericales, Balsaminaceae.
AGAAAACAACCGAAAUUGAUUCAAAAGAAGAAAAAAAAGAAGAAGAAGUUAUCAAGAGAUGAGGGGAUCGGUAAGAAUUCUAAACACAGAGACAAAGUUUUCGCCGGCGCCGGCAGCAGAAGCUCAUAUACAUAGAUCACCAUGGCACUCGCCGUUGCCGUAUUUCUUCGGAGGACUAGCGGCGAUGUUGGGUCUCAUAGCCUUCGCUCUCUUGAUGCUCGCUUGUUCAUACUUCAAGAACGAGAGAGACGGUGAGGAUGCCGCCGCCGCCGCCGGCGAGAAAAGAGAGAACGCCGGAAAAAUGAAGUCCCAUGUUUUCGAAGAGAAGAUUUUGGUGAUAAUGGCGGGAAACAUAAAUCCCACUUUCUUGGCUACGCCGAUGUCUUGCCGGAGAUCAUUAGUUGCCGGAGAUUCUCAAGGGAAGAGAUUUGAUGGGGAAAAAGAGAAACUUGAAGAAGGGGAGGAGAAGCCGAAACAAGAAGAUGUUCAUAUUCAAAUAUUUUCAUUACAAGAUUCAAACCAGUUAUUAUGAGCAUCUAUUUUUCUUUUAUUAUCUUAAAAAAAAUUAGAAAAAUUUUGAUA